AUAACUGCUCUGUAGAAGUAUUUUGGUGUAACGAUAUCACGCAACUCGCAUCAUCGCAAGAAUAUAACCGAUUAACUCGAUAUGGCGUCUUCACUCCCCGAAUCCAAUACAUCUUUGACCUAUACACAACCUUCUUCUCAACCACAUUUAACACAUACACCCAUACCUACGCCAGGUCCACAGGAGGUGCUGAUCAAGAUCAAAGCCGCGGCUAUUAAUCCAGUAGACAUCCAACUAUGGGGAAAUCCCGUGAUCGGCUGGCUGGCAGGUAAAAAAGAGAAAGGAAUAGGGCGAGACUACUCGGGUGACAUUGUUGCCGUGGGGGAAGAAGCAAAGAGUGGAAAAUGGGAGGUUGGAGACGAAGUUUUUGGAUUGUGCAAUCGACCCAUGGCGGAAGGAACAUUCACACAAUACCUUUGUGUCAAUCCAACCUCCGAACCCAUCGCAAAGAAACCUAGCACUUUGUCUCAUCACGAAGCCGCCGCCAUACCUCUUGUUGUCUUGACCGCAUUCGCCUGUCUCGAUUGGCUCCCGUCUCCAUCCAGCUCUCCAUCUCCCUCGCAACGCCGUGUGAUCGUAUCAGGAGCAAGCGGCGGUGUAGGAAUGUGGUGUGUACAGCUAGCAAAGAAGCUCUACUCUUGCCAUGUCAUCGGCAUCUGCUCGGGUCCCAAUGCCGAUUUUGUGAGCAAAUUGGGCGCAGAUGAGGUAAUUGACUAUCGUACGCAAGACGUGCCAAACUCCCUGCUUUCCAAGAGGCCCGCUGGUACCAAAUACGAUCUGUACAUUGACUGUGUAGGUGGCACGGAAAUGUUCGAGCAUUGGAAGCAACUCCUUCAUCCCUCUGGCGCGUACAUAACCAUUGUUGGAGACAAAACUUCAAGGACCGCAAUGGGAGGACCGUUGACAUAUUUCACAUACCCAUCCCAAGUCAUACGACAUAUCCAGGGUUAUCUGUUUGGGCCGCGAUAUGCGAAUGUUAUUCUGUACCAGAAGAGCGAGUUGCUCGAGCAGGUGAGGGAGUUGGCAGAGAAGAGCGAUGUGCAGGUUGUGGUCCAAGAUGUUGUCAAGGGGAUUUUGACCGAAGAAAACCAUGUUGAAGCUUGGGAGAAGACUAAAAGCUAUAUGGUGGAAGGACGAGUCAAGGGUAAGAUUGUUAUUGACAUUGCGUAAGGUCUUGUGUGACGGUUAAAUAUUUACAUAGGAGUCG
Molecule: messenger RNA, 1207 nt
Organism: Alternaria alternata
Lineage: Eukaryota; Fungi; Ascomycota; Dothideomycetes; Pleosporales; Pleosporaceae
Product: GroES-like protein
Exons: 3
Coding region: 82-1170 (362 amino acids)
Cellular component (GO): mitochondrion
Molecular function (GO): oxidoreductase activity
Source: RefSeq, a predicted model, not a curated record